Messenger RNA from Alternaria arbusti, 1086 nucleotides. RefSeq lists its product as uncharacterized. NCBI's taxonomy places the organism in Eukaryota, Fungi, Ascomycota, Dothideomycetes, Pleosporales, Pleosporaceae. The transcript is spliced from 2 exons. The coding region runs from base 1 to 1086 and encodes 361 amino acids. The record is from RefSeq and is a predicted model, not a curated record.
AUGCGCAACGCUGUUACCGAGGGCCGUCGGUACCGUAGAACGAAAAAGCAAGUUGAUGUGGAACUAGAUGCGAUAAACGAAGAGGCGCGACCCGCUUGGCAAGUGUACAUACGCGCCAUUGCGGAGGUCAAGCAGGUCAAGAAGGAUUUACGUCUUGCACGCCUCCCCCACUAUGACGAACAAGUUCGUCUCAAAGCCGUGAAGGACUAUCGCAAGCGCGCACAGAAUAAUUAUCGGGCCUUCAAGACGCGCGAACGGCGACUUAAGAGCAGGCUGCGGGAUGCAGAACACAUUUGGUGGACCAGCUUGUGGGAUCUUGAUCAUUAUCACCGCCUGAUCUUGGAAGAUGCUGGAGUUGUAUCAGAUGACGAUGAGAGAGACUGGAACGCAGCCGACUACAGAUUCCAUCACAGAAUUCGCUCCCGAUACUAUGGGGAUAGUGAUGUGUAUAACGGUGAAGAUACCAACACGGAUAGCUCUUGUGGUGCGGUGUCACCCGAACCAGAGCCCAACGAGAUGCCGGCGAAGGCUCCGCGAACGUAUGAGGAAGAACUAGCUGAUAUAAAAGACGAGUGGGUGCAACACCUUGCAGGCCUCGAAGCAAAGGUCCAAUCGGCUAGGCAGAUGCAUGACGACGCUCGGGGCACCCACGGGCCCUUGCUAGACUUUUACUGUAGAGAUAAUCCCGAUCGCGACCCGGAAGAGCUGAAGGAUGAGUACGGCCCGCAAUUCGUGCAGCUUAUACGUAAAUAUGCAACGAUGUUACAGGACGCGGAGGAUAAGCUAGAAGCUAGAAGAGCGGCAGCCAGAGCAGCUGGAAUCGAUCCAUAUGCGGAAAAUGCGUUCGACUUGGGUGGAGAUAAGAAGUACCUGGAGAGAUUGGUCGCGGAAAAUGCUGAGAAGUUGAUAGCAAAUGUCGACCGCAGAAAGAUUUCUCGAUGGCUGGAUAGCUUCCGGAACCGCAAGAGGAACAAGUUUAUGGUAGGCGACGCAAACCUGGACAGCAUCAGCGUGUUCAAUGAUGAUGACUACAUACGGCGACAUAUUGAUAGUUGGGCGACCGAGAAGCGGGGUGGGUAUCUGUGA